This is a messenger RNA of Tuber melanosporum (Perigord truffle), 1087 nucleotides long. RefSeq lists its product as uncharacterized. The transcript is spliced from 4 exons. Gene Ontology annotation, cellular component: mitochondrion. NCBI's taxonomy places the organism in Eukaryota, Fungi, Ascomycota, Pezizomycetes, Pezizales, Tuberaceae. Bases 1 to 399 code for a protein of 132 amino acids. The record is from RefSeq and is a predicted model, not a curated record.
AUGGCAACCACAAUACCAACGAUCGUCAAACUCCUCCCGACAAAAGCCCUCCCACCACGAGAACGUCUCCAAGAACUAGCUAAAACAUCAGCCCGCAUAUUCUCCACCACCUACAACCCGCACAACCUACGCACGGGCAACCGCGUACUGCGUGAGCGCCUGAAGGGCCCGACGCUGCUGGACUACUACUUCCCUGGCCGACGCGUCGGCGUAGUCGACCUACGACGGUACUUCCCCAUGAUGAGCUUUGCGGACGAGGACGAGCGGCAGCGACUGCUGGACGUGCAGAGCAAGAAGUUGCGCGGCAAGGGCGCGCCGAAGAAGAAGAAGGAGGCCAACAAGAAGAAGGCCAAGAUUGUGAGGGGCAGUGUGGAGGAAUAUGUGCUUGCUAGGCUUUAGAUUAUGGGUAACCUAGACUAUGGGAGUUUGUGCGUGUGUGCGUGAUUAUGUACUGUGUGGGAGGAGGAGGAUAGGUUGUGGAUUUUAUAUAUAGAGAGAAUUAACUCGUAUAGUAUUUUUUUUUUUUUUAUCUGUCUAUUUGUCUCUCUAUCCACUUGAAUUUAGUGAAUUGAUGUUGGUGAUAUCAACGACGGUAUCGUGAACCGCCAAGACCCCCAAACCAUCCCAAACUACCAAUCCAUCAUACAAUACACCACCAAUCCGAUCAAAUCAAACCAAACCCCCCACUCCCACCACAUACCGAAACUGUACCUAAGCCUCAAAGAUGCCACAACCGGUCCAUCUAAUCUCAAAAACUCUUGACCCACUCUUCGCCCUCCUGAUCGGCACCACCGCCGCUGCCAUCCGUAUCCGCCGGGAAGAAGCCGAAGCCGGGAGGUCCGGGGGUGAAGCUUGGGGGCUGUUUACUCGGCGGGUUGGAAAGUACUUUAGCGCGUGAUGGGGCGACGAUGGUACUGAUGAUGAUGAGUGUGGUCAAUGGGCGGGUUGGCUGGUGAGUGAGGCUCAGCUGUUGUACCGUAUGGUACCGGUACUUGCACCUGCACCUUGCAUUGGGGUGGGAUGAGUCAAGGUUGGGUUGAUGUCACGGGGGAUAGUAUAAUAUAAUCACAAGUCAAGUCAAUGUGGA